Pecten maximus is the source of this 2566-nucleotide messenger RNA. Its product is annotated as pituitary tumor-transforming gene 1 protein-interacting protein-like. The transcript is spliced from 7 exons. NCBI's taxonomy places the organism in Eukaryota, Metazoa, Mollusca, Bivalvia, Pectinida, Pectinidae. The coding region runs from base 65 to 700 and encodes 211 amino acids. The record is from RefSeq and is a predicted model, not a curated record. Gene Ontology annotation, cellular component: nucleus; cytoplasm. Gene Ontology annotation, biological process: protein import into nucleus.
UCCUCUUUGUAAACAGAAAGUUGUUUAUUAUCAGAGAAAGACGUUCUGAAGGCAAUCUGCAGCGAUGAAAUACCUAGAUGCUCUGUUUAUUGGGUCUUUGUUGAUUGUACUGGCGGGGAAUUCAUAUGGAGCGACUACUGGACAGCCAACAACAGAAUCUCCAACGAGAGAGGCCCCGACUACACACAAACCCACGAUCCCACACACCACCCCAAAACCUAACGAACAGACGACAGCUGCGACGAACUCUAGCACCAUGACCCCAGGAGAAGAAUGUGCAGUCAACAGUGCCAAUUGUGAUGAUUGUUUGAAGAUGACUAAGUGCAUGUGGUGUAAAUCCAAGAGUUCGUGUCUGCUUUAUCCGACUGGUGACAUUCUCCCCCACUCUUCUCUUUGUCCCCUGGAUGAUGCCCGCUGGGGGGUAUGUUGGGUCAAUUUCAAAGUCUUGAUCAUUGUGAUGGGGUGCAUUGGAGGACUUAUACUGCUCACGAUCACAAUCUGUAUCUGUCGCUGCUGCUGCUGCAGGAAAAACAACUCAGACAGUUAUGCCAAAGAUGAAGCUAAAGUUGAAAGAAAGAAGAUGGAACGCAAGGCCAAGAGUGACGAAAGGAGAGCGGAAAGAAAGAGUAAGACAGAUGAAAUCAGGAAAAAGUAUGGUCUUAUCAAGGAUGACAACCCAUACUCCAGAUUUGAUGCUUAAUCAUCGAAGGAACAGAGGAACUAUUAAAAGUCCAAUUUCAAGUGCUGUGCAGUCUAUUUUUUAUACCAGUACAAAUGCACAGAAUAUUUUUAACUUAAUUUGAUUUUUUAAACUGUUGAUUUUGGUCAAAGAUGUAACAAGUAGUUUAAAUUGGAAUCAGUCAAAAAGUUGAUGUAAUAUUAUGGUAAGUGCCAACAAAUCUAUAAUAUAUAUAUAUAUAAGAGAGACUUUUUAUAUUUAAAUGAAACAUUAAAUUAUUGAUAAAUUAUAUCUAUUUAUUGAAGAGCAUCAAAUUAAAACAUGUUUUACAGUACAUGUACAUCUAGAAGUUGCCAUUGAUUGACUGCAUUUGAAGUUUUUCAUUGAUCUAUUGGUGGUUUGAGUUACAAGUUAACUUCAUUUUUCAGUUAACAAUAAUCAAGUUAGCCUAAUUGAGGUUAAUUUUCCUACUAUAGUGUAAAACCUGUGUUAACUAAUACCCUGUGAAAUUUCAUUUUUCAGUUAACAAUAAUCAAGUUAGCCUAAUUGAGGUUUUCCUACUAUAGUGUAAAACCUGUGUUAACUGAUACCCUGUGAAAAAACAACAAAAAAUGAUAUGGUCAAAUAAAAAGGACAGGAUGUCAGAACAGUGUUUUUGGAGGUUUCCAUCAGAAAUUUGGUUACAGUGUUAUUUUGGAUCGGACAAGGUGUCGGAAUACACAGGUCUUGAUUGUUGGCAUUCUCCAUGCAUUAUAGUGUUUGAUUAAACUAGAUAUCAGAACACUCAGAGAUCAGAUUUGACAGGUUUGUUAGAAGAUUUGAUUUUGGAGUUCGUCAUUAUAGCUGAGUUCCAUUUUGUUUGUUUACUUUGAUAAAUACUUUUUUAUUGAACACUAUAUAGACAUCACAUUGUGCUCCGACAUUGAUAUACUUUGAUGAAUAUAUAGAGAUAUAUUUUAAAUUGGAGACACUUACCUGAGAUGUUUUUCUAAUAACUUCAUCAAGACGAAUAAGCAUUAAACAGAAAACCUGUGUUCUUAUAGGGUAUUGUUAAUGUUCCUAGCCUACAUAAUAUACACAGGCCCAUGAGGUAUGGACAGGUGUCUAGACUACAUAAUAUACACACAGGCCCUUGAGGUAUGGUCAGAUGUCUAUCCUACGUAAUAUACACACAGGCCUUUGAGGUAUGGACAGUUGUGUUGCCUUGCUAAUAUGCACAGGUCCAUGAGGUAUGGGACAGGUAUCAUCUAGACUACAUAAUUCACACAGGCCCUUGAGGUAUGGACAGGUUUCUAGACUACAUAAUAUACACACAGGCCCAUGAGGUAUGGUCAGAUGUCUAUCCUACGUAAUAUACACACAGGCCCUUGAGGCCUGGAACAGGUGUCUAUAGCCUACAUAAUGUACUCACAUAGGCCUAUGAGCUAAGUACCGGUGUCGGUCUCAAUCCUACAUUACAUAGACCUAUGAUAUUCUAUUUUCACUGAAGACAUGUUUAUUUGCUGUUAAAAUUGCAUCCUUCCACACUUAGUUAAGGAUCAGAAUUGUGUGAUGUUUGAUGUUUUCUUCCUUGAAAUUGAUAUCAUUGUUUUGUGUAAUGGCAUUAUAUUUCAGUAUAUGUAUGGUACUGAAUGUUGUGUGUGCCAAACAUUUUGGAAUUUUGCACUGGACAUUUACGCAAAAUAUAACUUUCUGGUUUCCCUUUUUUCAAAUUUUAAGUUUGUUUAUUCAAAGUUAAAUCAUACAAAGCUGUUGCUCCUCAAAAACUUUGUUUUCUUGAAAGUCUGUAGUGCUAUUUUUGAAGUAUAUACAUUUUUAAUCACAUUCCUAAUUUGAUGUUAUUUGAUGAGAGUUUUUGAAGACUAAAUAAUACUAAUAUACAGGUCA